AUGCACAGGACAUCUGCGGAUGAGGACAAUUUUUUGUCGCGAACUACCGAGAGCCAUGGGCCUGAUUCAGAGAAGCCGCACCCGGUAGCCAGAACUGGGACGAGCAUCGACCUAGACAACUCGACACCACGCUCAAGAAAUUCCAGCACCUGGAGGUCGCUUUCUACGAACAACGCGAUCUGGACAUCGCCCGAUCCGAUGCCGUUAACGCCGCGCCUCGCUAUCGAGGCUUCGCCCGACUCUCCGCAAAGAUCCCGAGUAGCCCGCUUUCGCAGCCCUUGGUCGUGUUCUAUUCUCACAGCUCUUACUACGAUCCUCGCUUGUGUCUUUCUCUUCUCGAUCGUUCGUUCAUUCUCUGCCCUCCAAACAGGCAGCGAUGGAUGUGGUGUACCAGUGAUGACCCCGACGUUCCUGCGGAUGGUGGGAUUUGACACGGAGCAUACGCGGUUUGCGAGCAAGUACAAUCUCUUUUUGUAUAGAGAGGAAGGUGUUGAUCCGUACGGUCAGGAGAACUUGGGGCUGAAUGGCGCACCCGUCCUGUUCUUACCCGGCAAUGCAGGAAGCUACCGCCAGGUCCGAUCGUUAGCCGCCGAAGCUUCGAGACAUUACGCGCAAGUGAUUCAGCAUGACCAGGAACGAUUGCGAGCCGGAGCCCGAAGCCUGGAUUUCUUCAUGAUUGAUUUCAACGAAGAUAUGGCAGCUUUCCAUGGACAGACCUUGCUCGAUCAAGCCGAAUACGUGAAUGAAGCCGUGGCAUAUAUACUCUCGUUAUAUCAUGAUCCUCGCCGUACUCGACGAGAUUCGGAACUUCCGGAUCCCAGCUCUGUGAUACUAAUUGGACACUCGAUGGGAGGAAUAGUCGCACGUACCGCAUUAACAAUGGCGAACUACCAGGAAAACUCGGUAAACACGAUUAUCACCAUGUCGGCACCCCACGCCAAGGCCCCGGUAUCGUUUGAUUCGGACAUUGUCCACACAUACAAGCAGAUAAAUGAUUACUGGCGCGAGGCAUACUCGCAGACGUGGGCCAACAAUAACCCUCUAUGGCAUGUGACGCUUAUUUCCAUCGCCGGUGGCUCUAGGGAUACUGUUGUUCCGUCCGAUUACGCCAGUAUCUCGUCCCUUGUCCCGGACACUCACGGUUUCACGGUGUUCACCUCGACGAUACCUGAUGUUUGGAUUGGAGUGGAUCAUCUGUCGAUAACGUGGUGCGACCAAUUCCGCAAGGCUAUCAUAAAAUCUUUGUUUGAUGUCGUGGAUGUGCGGCGGGCCAGCCAGACCAAACCCAGGGCGGAGCGGAUGCGAAUCUUCAAGCAAUGGUACCUGACAGGGUUGGAGCCGGUUUCUGAGAGGUUGCUCGGACGAAAUGAGCCGAGCACCAUAGUGACCCUGGAAGAUGACACCAAUACUAUUCUUGCGCAAGGCCAGCGGCUCGUGCUUCGCGAACUUGGCCACCACUCAGGCCCUAACGUGCACCUUCUGCCUGUUCCCCCUCAGGGGGUUUCGGGCAAGAAAUUCACGCUCCUCACAGACCAGCGCUUGGAUAGGACUGGUGAGCAGGGGAACUUGGAAGUGUUGUUCUGCAGCGUUCUCCCUAUGAGCAAUGGAAAGGUUUCAUCGGUGCUUGCACUCAACAUAGACUUGUCUGAUAGCAGUGGCUCAACGCGCCUUGCGUGCAAGAACGCCGCAGUCGACGAGAUCCAUCUUCCCGCAUCGACCCGCUCAUCAAAGAAUGCGUAUGAUCGCGUCAGGCCGUUCUCUUAUCUUCAGUACGACCUUGAGGAUCUCGCAGAACACCAGUUUGUGGCAGUUGUUGAUAAAGCCCGUGUACCAACCAAAGGUUGGGCCAUUGCGGAGUUUUCAGACAGCUCUGAUGCACUCAUCAAAGCUCGGAUAGGCUUGGGUGGACUUCUGAGUGCCGGAUUAAAAGUACGCCUGCCGGCCAACAGGCCUAUGCUCACCGAGGUGAGAAUCCCAGCCCUAUACUCGAGCUUGUUGGACUAUAAACUCCGCGUCGUUCGCCACCGUCAUGCCGGUGACCCGCAAGAACUCUUCGCUCCCCUCUUGCGCCAGUCAAUUGCGGAUCCUCACGAGUCCAAGUUCUUUGUCAAUGUCGACAGAGUAAAUGUGAAUUUGCACGGACUGGCGCCGUACAUGCCUCCUCCGCUUCGGCAAACAAGCCAAAACGGCGUUUCAUUUCAGCUAUGGACUGAUCCGACGUGUGAUUCCACGGUCGACAUCACUUUGACGGUUGACAUCGUCAGCAGUUUAGGAGAGCUGGUGAUGCGGUACAGGACCGUGUUUGCUGCGUUUCCUCUCCUAGUUGUUGCUUUGACUCUGAGAAAGCAGUUUCAAGUUUAUGACGAGACCGGAUUCUUCAUUACCUUCGCUGAGGGCUUAGACAGCGCUUUGCGUUCAUCUAUGCCGAUCUUAUUACUAGCAAUGUCGCUGCUGGCAUCUUCUCUUGCCACCUCGACCAAACUCCCACCGGGAGACGAUACGUUCCACUGGGCAACGAAUUCGACUGAGACGCCUAUUGAUUUCACUAAGAAUGAUCUCCUUUUAGGCUCUCAGGACGCAUUCUUCUGGUUUCUGGUACCACUUUUCGGCCUCAUCUGCGUUGGAGUUUGCGUUCUGCUCAAUUAUGUUGCUCUCCUUCUCCUACAGAUUUUCUCUUUCGUCUAUGGCCUUUGGAACAGCAAAUCUGGAUAUAUUAGGCGUGAUGACAAGGGAUGGCUUCCCGUCUUCCCUGCACCUUCUCCAAGAAGACGAUUGAUCAAGAUGGGUGUUCUCUUGGUCCUCGUAUCGACUGCGAUUCCCUACCAAUUCGCAUACUUGGUGGCAUGUAUCGUGCAAUUGGCGACUUGUGUGCGGGCGCAGUGGCAUGCCAAAGAGACCAGGUCGACCGCCCACUAUAACUUUUCAAACUACGCAUACUCGAUAUUCAUUCUAAUGCUCUGGAUUCUUCCAAUUAAUAUACUUGUCCUCCUGGUUUGGGCGCAUAACCUUGUUGUGCACUGGUUCAUGCCAUUCUCAUCGCAUCACAAUGUGUUGUCCAUCAUGCCGUUUAUCAUUCUGGUGGAGACCAUGACCACUGGGUCUAUGAUCCCCAGGGUCCCCACACGGUCCGGGCUUCGACGGUUCGACCUACGGGACGGGACCUCCCUCGGGACGCGAGAAGGUCCCCGCGAGGCUUGGGCCGGAAUUCGGCCGAAUGUCGAUGAAGAACUGAAAGCCAGGGUUGCUUGCUUGAAUUCGGGACUCGAGAUCCAGCACGGCAGUCCUAAGCCGAAUCCCGGGUGGGACUACCUAGCCUGCCCUCGCAUUGACAACCUUGUUGAGCUUCUUGAUCAACUAUCUCUUAAUGCAGACAACAAUAAACUGGACGAAGAACUGGGCGAAGAACCAGUUAUAUGCGAUGACCACAAGAAAAUCAACCUCCUUCUACUAUUCCUUGGGAAGCCCGAAACCGGGAUCGAUCUGAACGACCUUGUCAUGCUGCGCGGAUGUUUUGAAUACUUCCUACUGGACAUCUGA
Aspergillus mulundensis is the source of this 3537-nucleotide messenger RNA. Its product is annotated as GPI inositol-deacylase. Gene Ontology annotation, biological process: GPI anchor metabolic process; endoplasmic reticulum to Golgi vesicle-mediated transport. Bases 1 to 3537 code for a protein of 1178 amino acids. The transcript has 8 exons. Gene Ontology annotation, molecular function: phosphatidylinositol deacylase activity. The record is from RefSeq and is a predicted model, not a curated record. Gene Ontology annotation, cellular component: endoplasmic reticulum. NCBI's taxonomy places the organism in Eukaryota, Fungi, Ascomycota, Eurotiomycetes, Eurotiales, Aspergillaceae.